AUGGCCGGACUCCCGUUUCACUGGCAGGCGCUGGUUGAGAAUGGAACCGUCUUCUACCAAAUGAUACUUCCUCCUGGCGUGAUCAUCUUCGUGACGGUGCUGCUACGCUACCUGAUUCCACGCAUUUUCCCAGAUUGGCAUGGUGGCAGUGCCGAAGGAGAAGAAGGCGUUGACGACAAUCGGGUCUCCAUCUACGUCGACUUGGCCCCGGACACCUCGGAGACGUCGGACUACGCCGCCAGAUGGAAGGCCGGAUUUUUCAAGAGGGGCUUCAAGAAGGCGCUGCUGAAGAAGGGCGUCGACCCGAAAUUGGUCAACAUCACGCUCGAGCAGGUCGACGAUGGUGAUGUGAUGUCUGUGACGGAGGGAUCGGAUCCAGGCGUCGAGUCUGAAAAACCAAAAAUCACGCGCCUGAAGCUGAUGCUGCCGGACGACGCGGUCCCGUUGGUGCAAAAGAUGCAGGAGAAGCUGACCGUCGAGUGCGACAAGCUGCGCGCCAGCGCCGUCAAGCUCGACCACAUGCUCACCAUCGAGGGUACCGCAGGAGCCGACAUCCCGCGCGCCGAGCGCACCGCCCGACUGCUGAAGCUCGAGACGCUGUGGCACAAGACGCUGCGCAGCGCCCGCAUCGAACUGCUCGACAAGUCCGUCUUUUGCGCCUCCGAGGAGUUUGAGAAAACGAUGCCCGCCGACGCGAUCAUUGGCCGAAUUCUCUACAUGGUGCCCAAAAGCGCUGCCAAGAAAGCGAUGUCGGUGAUCUGGAAGGCGUUGACAUGUCCCACUCCCGAGACCGAAGAGACCGUGGCUGGCUUGACACUCUUGAUGCGAGGAAGGCCCGGAAAGAAGCAGAAGGAGAAGUCGAAGACGGAUGGGGAGAAGCCGAAGCAGCAGCCCCUCGCCCAGGAAUUGUGGCAAGAAUGGCCCGGAAAACGAAGAGUCCGGAAGCCGCAAAAUCAUUUACUCUUCCCUGCUACCCGCUCGAUGGCUGACGUGGCGUUCGACUGGCGAGCGCUGGCCGAUGAUGGUGCCAUCUUCUAUUACCUCUUGAUUCCUGCUCUCAUCGCCGUAACGACGAUGCUGUUCCGCUACAUCUGGGGUAAGAAGACGGAAAGGAGUCUGCGUGACCUGUCGAAACCUGAACUGAAAAAACACGAAAUUGAAGCAGAGGCACUUGCCGCAGACAAAGGCAACGAGCUGAAGGAGCGCGAGAAGGAGCUGCUCGAGCAGGACGCGGGCGAGAAGGAGAAGCGUGAGACGGAGAGGCACGAGACCGAGAGAUGCGAGAAGGAGAGGCGCGAGGAGGAGAGACGCGAGAAGGAGAGGAGCGAGCAGGAGAAGCGUGAGCCGCAGAAGCGCGAGCAGGAAGCCCGCGAGAAGGAGAGGCGCGACGAGGAGGAGAGGCGCGAGCAGGAGGCCCGUGAGAAGGAGAGACUCGAGAAGCAGGAGCGCGAGAAGGAGAGGCGUGAGAAGGAGGCCUGCGAGAAGGAGAGGCGCCAGGCGGAGGAGAGGCGCGAGCAGGAGAAGCGCGAGCAGCACAAGCGCGAGCAGGAGAAGCGUGAGCAGGAGGCCCGUGAGAAGGAGAGACUCGAGCGGGAGCAGCGCGAGCAGGAGGUGCGCGAGAACGAGAGGCGCGAGAAGCAGCUGCUCGAACAUGAGGCGCGUGAGAAGGAGAGGCGCGAGCAGGUGGAGCGCAAGCAGCAGGCGCGCGAGCAGGAGAGGCUCGUGCAAGAGGCGCGCGAGACCGAGAAGCGCGAGGCGGAGAGGAGCGAGCAGGAGGUCCAGGCCGACGGGAUGACCCCCGAGUUGUGUACGGUGUUGGCGGUGUGCGCGGCCCUCGACGACAAGUUGUUCGCCGGCGUGCCGGGCCACUGGGAGCGCAAGCUGAGCCUGGCCAUCCGCGCCUGGAAGAAGUCCGUCAAGGGCAGCGCGCCGACCGAACAAAACCUCAAGAUCACCCUGGCGCUCAUAAGUGACGCCCACGCCAUGAAGUUUAUCCACCACAUAUACACGGUGCUCACCGGCCGCCUGUCGACCUCGCUGUUCGACGACACCUUGGAGAAGAGCCUCGACGACGAGCUGCACGACGGCAUCGAGCAGUGGCAGCGCUUCAUUGGACUACAUCCGAUGCGCCCCGACGCGAUGCUAGAAAAAGUCCAGGAGAUCGCGAAAAAGGCCCAUGACAGGGCGCUACCAGUCCUGCUGGAGGCGUUGCAGAAGCUGCAGAAGCCGGACGACGAUGAGGAUGUCGACGGCCCGGUGAAGGUGGAGGUGUGGAUCCCGCCCCUUGGCCCGUCUCCCCGUCCCACCAACCACUGCCGCAACGCCGACACAAUUUACGAGACGGUGUGCGUGUAUUUUGACAGCCACGGCAUGGCCGACGGCGAGGCCGCCAAGAUCAUGGAGACGCUCAAGAGUCAAUUCGAGACGCAGCUGGACAUGAUGGGCCACAAGAAAAACGAUGUGGCUGAUAUUGCGGUCCACACGUUCCGCGACGACACGACUGCCGGGGACCCGCAGCUCCGCGGCGUCAUCGUGUUCUUGACGAACUUGGCCGUCCUCGAGAGUUUGGAGGACGUGCGCCUGGGCGCCGGCUUCUUCCACGUGCAAAAGACCGACGACCCGCGCGACGUGAAGGUGGUCGACAAGUUGUGUGCCGAGAUUGGCGACGGCAUGGAGGGCGAGGUCAGCGAGUUUUUAUGUAGCUUU
Mesorhabditis spiculigera is the source of this 2706-nucleotide messenger RNA. The record is from the annotation of a GenBank genome assembly. NCBI's taxonomy places the organism in Eukaryota, Metazoa, Nematoda, Chromadorea, Rhabditida, Rhabditidae.